Amphimedon queenslandica is the source of this 593-nucleotide messenger RNA. RefSeq lists its product as uncharacterized. The record is from RefSeq and is a predicted model, not a curated record. The transcript is spliced from 2 exons. NCBI's taxonomy places the organism in Eukaryota, Metazoa, Porifera, Demospongiae, Haplosclerida, Niphatidae. Bases 25 to 552 code for a protein of 175 amino acids.
AAGGGUCACACCUCGGCCAAGGCAAUGAUUGACUUGUGUCAGUGGAGAGCUAGAAUAGGAUCUUGGAACUGUAGCUGUACUAGCAGUGGUAGCAUUUACCCGUGCAUUUACUGGACAUCUAACAGUGGAAUAGGUAGAGCCAAUGUCAAGACCCCUAGGCUUGUUUUGUCUAUUUUUUGUCUCGCUAUUCUCCUCUUCAUAUCAGGAGAUGUGGAACUCAAUCCUGGACCCACUCUUACAGACAAGCCAACAAAAGAUGAGUUAAUUGAGUUAUUGAGUAGCUCAAAGUUUACUGCUGGUACUUGGGAACAGUUUGUCUGUCAUCUUCCUAACAUGACACAAGAUACUGUUAGUAGCAUUAAACAUAGAGUGGAGGAACUCUGUGAUAUUCAACCUAGUCCUUUUGAUUACAUGAGUGCUGUAGCUCAAUAUUAUCUUGAUAGCAGUCCUGAUAUAACUUGGAAAAGCAUCACUAUUGCACUGUUGAAUGCUGAUGAAAUUAAUUUAGCUCAUCAAAUAUUUGAUAGCCACUCAGGUAAAAAAAGGAGCUGAAAAAUUAUAUUAUUGGGGCGAGCCUGAGCUCGCCCCUAUGG